CUCCGGGCCGUACCAACGACGGACCGGUUUGAUGUGAAACAAACUGACGCCGGUAGCGGACGGGACAGUUUGUCUCGUACCGUGCGCUUGCGUAAAAGAGACGAUUUAGCUGAGCUUGUUGGCGGAAGGCUUUAGUGCGAGCAGUUCCCAGCAUAGGGUCUAAUUUUUCCACAAUGAGUGCAGAUAAGAGCAGCAUUCAGAUUACGAUUCCGCUGAUACAUGGCAGCACAAACCUGCAGUUUCAAAACAUCACUUAUCAAGUGCGGCAUCAGAAGGAACAAAAGUUGCUGUUGAAGAAUAUAUCGGGCACGUUCCGAACCGGACGCCUUACGGCCAUCCUAGGACCGUCCGGUGCUGGAAAGUCGACGUUGCUAAAUGUGCUCAGUGGUUUCAAGACGCAGGGUGUGAGUGGUAACAUCAUAAUAAACAAUGAAAUCAUCGAUCGGCAGCGAUACAGGCAGUUGGUCGCUUAUACGGCUCAAGAUGUUACGCUGCUUCCCAAUAUAACGUUGCGAGAAAAUCUUCAUUACGCCGCUGAUUUGAAGCUCUCGAGCAAAGUAUCUCAACUGCAUAAGAUAAAGAUCGUGAACGAUGUUAUCGCAUUGCUAGGGUUGCAAAAAUGCGCUCAUAAUCAGUCGCAGAAGCUUUCGGGUGGUGAAAAAAAACGUUUAUCAAUCGGGUUGGAACUGGUAUCGAACCCUCAGAUAAUGUUUUUUGACGAACCGACGAGUGGCCUUGACAGUGUAUCAUCGUACCAGGUGAUUUCCUACAUGAAAGAUCUCGCGCGGCAAGGACGAUGUGUUAUCAGUGUGAUACACCAGCCGAGCUCGGAGUUGUUGGAGCUGUUUGAUGAUAUUUAUGUUGUCGUUGACGGACGUUGUAUGUAUCAGGGAUCGCUGGACGAUUUGAUCUCAACAUUCGCCGAGGCUGGCUUUCAUUGUCCACCGUACUACAAUAGAGCAGAUUUUGUGCUUAAAAUUGCGUCUCAAUACGAUUCAAACUGCUCUGAGAUUGAAAAGUUCAUGGUAAAAUCGGAAAAAUCAGUAAGUGCCACGAUGGAUGUAGGAAUUCAACAAGAGCUCAAUUCAACCGAAUUCCUUGUAAAAGGACGAGGUCCUCAGUAUCCGAUCAGUUGGUGGAACCAGUUUACCAUACUUACACGCCGGACAACGCUGGGAACAAUUCGUAAUCCGGCUCUGAUGGGUCUUCGCUUUUUUGGACACGUGUUGUUUGGAUUAACGAUAGGAUUCGUAUUUUACAAUAUCGGCAACGAUGCGUCAAAAGUGUUAUCCAACAUAUCGCUGCUGAUUGCGUUCCUGAUGUUUAUCACGUUCGCCAAUGCAAUGACAGUGAUUCUAACAUUUCCGUUGGAGAUGGCAGUGUUCGUGAGAGAGCACAAAAGCAACUAUUACUGCAUCUCGGCAUAUUACUUCUCAAAGCUAGUUGCUGAUUUUCCAUGGAUGCUGGCAGGAGUAACUGCGUUUCAACUAAUCAUGUACUAUCUCAGCGGACAGUUGAACGAAACUGAUCGAAUCAUCAUGUUUUGGGGAAUCUGUGCCCUGUUUGGGUGGCUGUCGCAGGUAUACGGACUCAUCGCCGGGUGUCUCUUCUCAAUCCAGGUUAGCCCCUUUAUCGUACCAGCAUCGAUCAUACCGGCGUUGCUGUUUUCGGGCUUUUUCAUUCGCUACAAUGAGCUACUGGAUUUCUUCAAACCACUCACCCUCGUAAGCUACUUUCGGUACGGUUUUGAAGGCUUAGUACAAGCGACGUACGGCCACAAUCGAACCGAGCUUGGAUGUGAGGAAAUCUUCUGUUACUAUCGCAAGACAAGCAAAAUCCUCGAAGCGCUCCAUAUGGAACCGAACCGAUACUGGACGGACGUGGUUGGACUCGGAAUCUGGAUCCUGUUUCUCCACUUCGUCCUGUACUUAAGCCUCCGGCUGCGACUUCGAUGGAACCGCUGAAUCAGGAAUAGCAGUGUUUGCGAUCAGUACAAUCCCUCAGCACCUGCAAAUGUACAGUAAGUCCAACAGUCGCCAAUAGAAUCAUCUUGUAUGUCAUCGACUUUGUUUGCGCAAGGCAUAGUCGCAUCAACGCGCUCGCUCUUUCCGAAUGUGAGGGAGAUGCGCAAAUGGGAUGUUUUAUCGUAGUUGCGUUAUAAUGCAGACGUAUUUGUACAAGUGCAAAGUGAUAUUUCAUCGCUGCUCGAGCGGCAGAAUGUAUGAAUGAAUAAUUAGAAUAAUACUAACUAUGUCAACAUCUGCUUGGGAAGACGAUAGGAGGCGCGAAAAAAGCAACCUCGUUGCAACCAGAUUACUAAACCUUACUUCAAGUGAAUAAUAAUGAUUGAAAAUGACGGUUGCGGGUAGCUAGAGAAUCAAUUAUCUUAAGUUUUUGUAAGAUUGCAAGAGUAUAUUAGUAAAUAUGAGGCUAACCAAUUAAGCUGAUGGGAACAGACAUUUUCAAAUGUCUUUGAAUACCAUGAAACUUGACGAAUCGUUUACCAUUUUCAUUAAAUACCAUCACAUCGAAAUCAAAUUUAAUCAUGUACAUGUAUCCACGAGGAAAAAACAUAUCGCUAAUAAAAUGCAAUCAU
Messenger RNA from Anopheles nili, 2596 nucleotides. RefSeq names its product ATP-binding cassette sub-family G member 1-like. The record is from RefSeq and is a predicted model, not a curated record. Gene Ontology annotation, molecular function: ATP hydrolysis activity; ABC-type transporter activity; ATP binding. NCBI's taxonomy places the organism in Eukaryota, Metazoa, Arthropoda, Insecta, Diptera, Culicidae. The transcript has 6 exons. The coding region runs from base 174 to 1964 and encodes 596 amino acids. Gene Ontology annotation, cellular component: plasma membrane.